Messenger RNA from Epinephelus lanceolatus (giant grouper), 6875 nucleotides. RefSeq names its product transmembrane protein 198ab (gene tmem198ab). Gene Ontology annotation, cellular component: cytoplasmic vesicle; plasma membrane. The record is from RefSeq and is a predicted model, not a curated record. Gene Ontology annotation, biological process: positive regulation of canonical Wnt signaling pathway. Lineage: Eukaryota; Metazoa; Chordata; Actinopteri; Perciformes; Serranidae.
GCGCAAACGAUCGAGUAAUGUUGUUUUUGUUCUGUUAUGAAGUCAUGUGAGUCACCUGUGAGUCACCUUCUUCCACUGAAGUGCUGCCUUUUUUUUUGGAGGACUAAUAAUUUCUCUGAUGGUUUGGUUUCAUUUGACUGGUUCAGAUCUCAGCAGAGAUUUUCUGACACAGAGCUUUUGUUCAGUUCUUGGUGCUGAUAAUUUGCCCCGAGCAGACGUCAUGACCUGUUGCCUCUGGAUUUAGGCCCAAAGUGAGAUGAAGAUUUGAAGGAAGAUCCAAAAUCUCCCUGUUUCUAUGGGGAAGAUAAUCAUUUUGAAAAUGCAGCAAAAACAAGAUUACAUAAUGCUCUUAUACUGCUCUCUGAACGCUCUGAGCAAUUAGAUAAUUAGCUUUAGUAAUGAUUUCUGACAUGUUUAAGGUCUAUAGAAUUUAGUGGCAUCUAGCAGUGAUGCUGCAGAACUGAACAUGGAGAAAUUUGGUGGCAAAAUGUAGUAAAUUAAGAAAAAUUAAAUGAAAUAAAAUGACAGAAGAUAAAUAAAUUAACAAAAAAAUGAAGUAACAGAAAAUCAAAUAAAAUCAAAUAACAGAAAAUCAAAUAAAAUGAAAUAAAAUAACAUAAAAUAGAAUAAAAUAAUGGAAAAUAAAAUAACAGAAAAUCAAAUCAAAUAAAAUACUUAUUUAGUUAAUCCGUUGACACCUGAGCAAAUUGGCUAAAACAUGACAAAAGAAGGAAUGAGCCAAAAAAUUAGACAUUAAAAAAUCAGUAAAAAGAGAAAAUUAAAAACAAGAACAUUAGCUAAAAAAGUUAAAAACAAUCAAGUAAAAGACCUGGAAAGAGUGUUUAAAAAUUCUAAUAAUUCUGUAACAUAAUUUAAAAAUGUAAUAAUAGUGAUAAUUAUAGAUAUAGUUUUCCUCAAGCUUUUUACCAUGUUUUUUUUAAUUCAUUUUCAUUAGAGACAUUAGAGAAGUCAUUUAAAAGUUUUUAAAUUUUGUCCAUGAAAAUGUGUCAGAACCCUGAAUAUCAGUGAAGUGUUUCAGUAAUGGAGAGAAAAUGUUGUUAGCCUUCUGCAAAUCGGAGCUGAAGGCUCACGGCUGUGGCCUCAAGUUCAUGUUUAUGUAGCAAACGUUAGCUAGAGCCUCGGAUCACGGUGUUCUCCGCCUCACUCCCCACCGCUGCAGACCACCUCCGGCAGGUUCAGCAAACUUUCUGUUGCUGCCGUUACACAGGUUAGACCCCAUGGUGCUGCCGCCUACCAGCCUGCUGUGACAUCUUGUGCAGGGGGGUUUGUGCUGGCUGAAUUUGAGCUGCGACAGAUGCCGACUGAACGUCCGUCUCCUCCCAGGGAAACAGUCCACAGUGACGGGGAGUGAGGCGGAGGGACCGUGGGGUCGUUAGCUCUCUAAUUUUUGUCUCAUUUGCAUUCUGAUAAAAGAGAGCUCCACAAUGAAAUCAGAUCAAAUAAAUCAAUAUAUGCGGAACACUGGGUAACUGUAUGCAGCACGUGUAUGUGGUCGUCUGGUGGGUGGGGCUAAGAACGGAGCGACUCCAGACUUCUGCCUCCACAGCUCUAGACGCAAGGUAAGCUGCACAAAUUGCAGUGAGGUGAGAGUAAGACCUGACUUCACCUCCUUCACAGAUCAGUGUUCCUCCGCCACCUCUCCAGCGGUGUCAUGCUGCUGCUGCUGUCAUGUCCUCACCGUGUCCAUGUGUCUGUCUGACGGAGACACGUGAUGACACACAUACGAACAUGCAAUGAUCCUGCCGCCACCGGCCUCACGCUGCCCUGCACACGGUCACGUUUCCCCCUCAUCCCCGGCCCGUAUUGAUUGACAUGUGCAGAGGGACGGCAGGCUGGCGUGCCAGGUUAUCGGCAGGACGAUUGACGACAACAACCUCUCACUUCCCGGAAGCUGACAUGUAAACCGGUGACACACUCGGUCUUCCGCUGCGAGCGGCGGGACGCUGGCACCUCGCUCUGAUCUCGUCAUGAACAGGCCUGUUGUUGGCAGCUCACCCACCAGCCUGUUACCUUGGAUGGCACGUGAACAACACUGAGAGACAGAGAGAGGUCUGUCUGCACCGUGCGCUCCGGCUCAUUCUCUCAUCCAACUGCCGGCGUUCAGGCACAGCGGAGAGGAAGUUGUCGGAUGAGGACAUGCUGCAGCCUCGGCUGAAUGGGCAGAUUUCUCAGGUGAAACCAUGCGGCUGUGUGGUGCUCCCUAGCCUCCCCUGUCCCUCGCCUCCCACCUGAUCUCUCCUCCUCCACCCCCCUCUUCCUCCUUUGUCCUCCUGCUCACCAUGACGACCCCCCUGGAGAUGCUGCUGGCUCAGCCCGACCAGGAGCUGAGCCACGAGCGGCUGGACGGCUGCGAGGACAUCGCCGGGCGCUACAAGGUGGUGCCCUCCGUGGUCUGCUCCAUGUGCUGCCUCUUCGGCAUCAUUUACUGCUUCUUCGGCUAUCGCUGCUUCAAAGCGGUGAUGUUCCUGACGGGCCUGAUGUUCGGCUCCGUCGUCAUCUUUAUGCUCUGCUACAAGGAGCGCGUUCUGGACACCCAGCUGAGCGUGGAGGCCUCAGUGGGCAUCGGCCUCGGCAUCGGCACGCUCUGCGGCCUGGUCACCAUGCUGGUUCGCAGCGUGGGCCUCUUCAUGGUGGGCCUGCUGCUGGGCCUGCUGGUGGCCGUGGCCACCCUAGUGGGCAUGGAGGAGCUUUCCAACAGCCCGCCGCGCUCCGUCUGGGUGCCCCUGGGCGUGCUGCUUGGCCUGGGCAUGCUGUUCGCCGUGCUCACCCUGCAGUGGCAGCGUCUCUUUACCACGCUGUCCACGGCGGUGUUCGGCGCAGCGGUCAUCACUGUGGCGUUAGACUACUUCGUGGAGCUCUUCGCCCUCGUGCUGUACAUGUAUGAGCGGAUGAAAGCGGUGCCUGGGAAGCCUGUGUGCUGGCUGACGUGGGUGGUGCUCGGGGUGUGGCCUGCCCUCACCCUGCUGGGUGUCAUGGUCCAGUGGAAGGUGACCGCUGAAGGAUACUCCCAUACCAAGGUGAUCAUCAGCCGGCAGCAGAGGAGGAUGCAGGUGAUGCGGAUUCGUCAGCGGGACGAUCGCUAUCGCAACAAGAAGAAGAAGAAGCAGCAGCACGGCUCCUCCCACCAUCACCACCAGGCCAAGCAGCUUCACACUGAGCCCGCCUACCGCCGCAAACCCAACCCUAUCCGCCGCUACGACACGGACGUCCUCUCACCAAGCUACAUCCAGAGUUUCCGAGACCGGCAGGUCCAGGCGCAGCCCAUCCCGAGCCGGCUGGUCGGCGGCCCUCACACCGUGGUGGACGUUGGUUACGACUGCGGCUCCACGACGCCCCUCACCGGAGCUGCAGCACCUGCACUGCGUGUCUGAACACUCCUUCACCUCCCAGAGGCCUGAACACACCACGCCACCUGAGAGAUGCGUGACUCUGCAAUCACUACUCCACCCGGGUGGAACCACACCUGUGCUAGAACAAAACGCCAUUGGGUUUCAAUGCAAAGGGUUUAAACAUAAUCUGGGUUCAGCCACGUCCCUAACAGGAUGAAAUAUAUCUAGGGCUGGAUUUACCCACAAUGCAAAUCAUGUUUAACCCUUUUACUAAUUAAAUUUUGGAUCAUAAGGCUCCGUCAGUGUGGUGCAGAGGCUCGACCUCUUUUCACUGUCUUUCAAAUGCACAAACACAUGCACGCACUCACACAAACACACACUGCAGCUACAAUCUCCAGGGUCGACGUGGAAACCUAGAACAGCCCGCUGUACCCGACCCCGGCCUGUUUGUCACCGUCUCCAGUCAAACCACAUCAGGGAUCUCAGUUUCAGCGCAAACACGCCUCAGGUUCAAACCCAAAAAUCAAAAUCAACCCUGGUUUCUACCGCUGCCGCCGAUUUUCAACUCAUGGUGCAGAAGGAACUCGUUCCUCAGCCUGUAGGCGUCUUAAAAGUCCAACAAAGACCAUCUCUAAAGGGAAGUAAGGGCCCUUAAAUGCAAGCCGGGAUCUUUUAUUUGCUUUCUGUGCCAUGCGGACUACAACAACCGUCCCUGAAACGGGGAGAGACGUCUUUAAUGUUUAAAGGGGGAAACCCUUCGUCACCCUUGGUGCUGGACGAUCUUCAAGCGUCAAACUGUUCUCUGACAGCCGGGGAAUCUGUUUAAAUGGGUGCCUUGCCCCUCUGUGGACUGUACCACUCAGCAACAGGAGGGGGGUUACUGGCAGAUCUCCCAUCGAUGGCUUGUUUUUGCAUUAAAUGUGAUCACAGAAGGAUUUCUCAGCCAUGGAGCUACAACAAGCAGGGUAAAAAAAAAAUCUUGUUGGAGUGGAGUUGGCUUCUUGUCUUAACAGAUGCCUGGACAUACGAGGAGGAUUUGCUUUAAACCGACAGCAAGAGAGCCGCGUUUACACUGGCACCUCAUCUGAGGUUUCACGCAACGCAGAAAAAAGGAAACAACAAUCUGAUUAUUUUACAACCUGAGUGUCGUUCCUGCUGCAGUGCAAAGUGUUCUUCCUCCAAGAGAUUAUUUAUGCUGCUGAGCCGAGAAGUGAUAGUGAAAGUUAUGUUUCACUUUCUUCCUGUUUCCUGCUGCAGAGCAAUCAAAAUCUGAGCCGUUUCAAAACGAGCAGAAGAAGCAGGUGAAAGUUUAAAAUCUUCUCCGGGAUGAGCAGAUUUGUACGGAGCCCCUAACGUCCCAAAAUAUUAUAUAUUUUUAUUUUGGGCGUACAAGAUAUUUUUCUUGUUAAAGUUAAAGUUUUAAAAUGUUGAUAUCUUCUGCAUACAAAGUAAUGAGGUAAAAACUUGCGUGCUCAACAUAACUUGUUUCCACAACAUAAAAGUUAUUAUCUAGUGGGAACAAGUUAUUAUCUUGAGGGGAAAAAGUUUUCUUGUGCGCACUUGUUCCCUCAAGAUAAUAACUUGUUCUUAUCGCAUGAGAACAAGUUAUUAUCAUGUGGGAACAAUUUAUCUUGUACACACUUUUACCUCAAGAUAACAACUUGUUCCCACAACAUAAAAGUUAUUAUUUAGUGGGAACAAGUUUUUAUUGAGGGAACAGUGUGUACAAGAUAACUUGUUCUCACAAGAUAAUAACUUGUUCACAAAACAUACGUUAUUAUUCAGUGGGAACAAGUUGUUAUCUUGAGGGAACAAGUGCGCACAAGAAAACUUUUUCCCCACAUGAUAAUAACUUAUUCCCACUAGAUCAUAAUUUUAUGUUGUGGGAACAAGUUAUUAUCAUGUGGGAACAAGUCAACUUGUGUGCACUUGUUCCCUCAAGAUAACAACUUGUUCCCACUAGAUGUAAUUUUUUAAAUUGUAUGAACAAGGUAGUAUCUUGAGAGAAUAAGUGCACACAAGAUGACUUGUUCUCACUUGAUAAUAACUUGUUCACAAAACAUACAAAUUAUUAUCUAGUGGGAACAAGUUAUUAUCUUGAGGUGACAAGUGUGCACAAGAUAACUUGUUCCCACAAGGUAAUAAUUUGUGCACACAAGAUUAAAGAUAAUAUCUAGUGGGAACAAGUCAUUACCUUCAGGAAAAAUGUGCACAACAUCAUCUUGUUCCCACAAGAAAAUAUUUUUUCUGCAAGAUAAAAGUUAUUUUCUUGUGGGAACAAGUGCACACAAGAUAAGGUGUUCCCACAUGAUAACAAUUUGUUAUCUCAAGAGAAUAACUUUUCCCACCAUAUAAAAGUUAUUCUCUUGUGCACACAAGAUAAUUCCCACGAGAUAGUAAUUUGUUCCUACAAGACAAUUGCUGGUUCUCACAAGAUAGUAACUUGUUCCCACAAUGUAAAGUUAUUAUCUAGUGGGAACAAGUGUGCACAAGAUAACUUGUUCCCACAAGAUAAUAACUUGCGCACAUGAGAUGACUUGUUCUCACAAUAUAACUUGUUCCCACAACAUUAAGUUAUUCCUAGUGGAAACAAGUGCAUGCAAGAUAGCUUAUAAUAGCAAUAAUAGCAAUAAUAACGUGUACGCACAAGGUAAUAACUUGUUCCCUCAAAUAAUUACAUGUUCCCUCAGAAUGAUAGCUUGUUUUUACAAGAUAGUUAUUGGUUCACACAAGAUAAAGGUCAUCUUGUACACACAAGACAAAUUGUUCCUACAUAAUAGUAAUUUGUUCCAUCGAGAUAGUAACUUGUGCGCACAAGAUAAAAGUUCUAAUCUAGAGAGAACAAGUUGUAAUCUUGAGGGAACAAGUGUGUACAGGGUAACUUGCUCCCAUGCGGUAAUAACUUGUGUGCACAAAUAAGUUGUUCUCACAAGAUAGUAACUUGUUCCCACAACAUUAAGUUAUAAUCUUGAGGGAACAAGAGCGCACAAGAUAACUUGUUCCCACAUGAUAAUAAUUUGUUCCCCCAAAGUAAUAACAUUUCCCACAAGAUAAAAGUUACUAUCUUGUGUGCACAAGAUAACUUGUUCCCACACAAUAAUAACGUGUACACACAAGGUAAUAACUUGUUCCCUCAAAUAACUACAUGUUCCCUCAGAAGUAUUAUCUUGAGGGAACAAGAGCGCACAUGAUGACUUGUUCCCACGUGAUAAUAACUUGAGGAACUUCCGGGGCUCUGUAGAUGUGUGUAAUCAAAAUGCUAAUAGUUUAUUGAUAUUAAAACAGUGACUCCAGGCUGAGACGUCAGUGUAAACAAGGCUCAGAGCGUGCGGAUGAAAGACUCGGACUCGUGGCCAUACCAACUUGUACUUAGACCAACAACUUCUUCCAUCAUGUGCAUUGAUUUUCUUUUUUUGGGACAACAUAACGUUUCUGUCACCAGUGAAAAUGUGAAUACUUUGUUACUGUCUUUACCUUUUUUAAAGGAAAAGCAAACAAAUGUGGGGGGGGGGGGGGGGGGGGGGG